AUGGCUUCCUCCUCCUCCUCCUCCUCCUGCGACGCCACGGGCGUGCCGUUCACCCUGCUGGGCGCGCUCAUCACCGCCGGCCCCGCCGCCUGGCCGGCCUGCGUCGGCGGCGGCCGCGCCUUCCUCCGGGACUACGCGCGGCGCGGGACCAACGCGCUGCUGUGGGCGGGCCUCCUCGCCGUCACUUGGGUCCUGCUCCUCCGCGUCGCCGCGCUGCUCCGCCUCUGGGCGCUUGGCUCCCGCAUCCCGGGGCCCCGCGCGCUCCUCGCCGAGCCCGGACUCGCCGCCAUCUUGCGCAACGGCGGCGACAUCACUGGUUUUCUGUCAAAAUUACAUGGGAGAUAUGGCCCAGUUGUUCGCCUGUGGGUAGGACCCUCUCAGCUAUUUGUAUCAGUUAUAGAUCCUACUCUAGUUAAGGAGGUGCUAACAAAGGCUGAAGACAAGUUACCAUUGACUGGGAGGACAUAUAAUUUAGCUUGUGGAAAACUUGGCUUGUUUGUGUCCUUAUUCCAAAAGGUCAAAAGUACAAGAGAUUCUCUCAAAAUAUUUUUGAAUGAAAAACUUACAGUUGGUGCCGAUCAAAGCUCAUUCAAAAUUAUCGAUGCUGUCCUGAAUAGAGUCAACACUAUUAUGUCCAAGGAUUUUAUGGACACUAGAUCUUUCUCCCAGCACAUGGCAUUCAAUAUCAUUGGUGCAACUCUUUUGGGUGAUGCCUUCUUCGAUUGGUCUGACGCUGCUGCUUAUGAGGAACUUCUUAUGCUAGUCGCAAAGGAUGGUUGCUUCUGGGCUUCUUAUGCAAUUCCACCGUUCUGGAGGCCUAGUUAUAGGAGGUAUCGGACCCUAUGUGCUAAGCUGAAGAUAUUAACAGAGAGCGUCAUCAGAAAAUCAAGACAAAACAGUUCACUUAAUCAUUUUGAUCAGAGAUCUUGUCUGAAAAGUGAAGGGACAGAUCCAAAUACACAUGUUUUAGACAACAUAAUGGCAAGUCAUUGUCUCCAUGGGGCUGCUGGAGGACCACUUAAUUCAGAAGAGGAAAUAUUUGGAAACAUCAUUGGGUUUGAUGUUGCAUGGCUUGUCUUGUUCCCAGAAUUGCAAGAUCAGCUACACGCAGAGAUUGUUUCAGUCUCUAAUGAAUCAUCUAAACUGGAGGUCGACGAUCUGCUUAGGAUGCAAGUCCUACUUGCUACUUUAUGUGAAUCUGCUCGCCUUUUGCCUGCUGGACCUCUUCUGCAGCGAUGUUCUUUGAAACAUGAUUUGAGGCUUGGCUCAGGUAUCACUGUGCCAGCUCGAUCAACAUUAGUAGUUCCUUUGCAUCUCGUGCAAAUGGAUGCUUCUGUUUGGGGUGAUGAUGCUGACCAGUUCAAUCCUCAUCGGUUCCUUAAAAAGGACGUUGAUAUUGGAGAAAUAUUAGGAGCACCUAAAGGAUCAAAUAGGAUAAAUAUUUUCAGCGAGUGUGCCAAGACUGAAUCAUUUCUUCCAUUUGGUUCUGGGAGUCGAGAAUGUGUUGGGCAGAAGUUUGUGGUUCUUGCAAUAUCGAUGUUGAUUGCCAGUCUCCUCCGCAGCUAUGAGGUACAGCCUCAUCCUAGUUUGUCUAAAGAAAUGGACACAGCAGUUGACAGCAGCCACCUUCAUCUCCCAAACCCUAAGAUCAUCCUCACCAAAAGAAGGAUCUGA
Messenger RNA from Miscanthus lutarioriparius, 1674 nucleotides. The record is from the annotation of a GenBank genome assembly. NCBI's taxonomy places the organism in Eukaryota, Viridiplantae, Streptophyta, Magnoliopsida, Poales, Poaceae.